UCCGCAUGGUCUCGGGGUUGUAGCGGGAUAAAUUUCCUUUCUACACACUUAAAUUAGGCCAAACUUACGCCGACCAUAGAGUGAGUAUAAGAGCCAAGUUAUCACUGAUGCUUAACUAUUUAUAAAGACGUUCACCCGUUGUCAGCAUACUUGAUCUUGAUGAAGUAAACACAAUUCUAAUGUCUGCUGAUAUGUCUGUUCCGAGGGUAAUGCAAUAUAAGAUCAAAGGAACAUUGCUGUUAUCUCCCAACUAGCAAUGGUCAUAAUGGUGGCCCUCGCCCUCACGACACUGGCCAGUGUCCACGCAACUUCUCCCAAUGUUCGGGUCAAGAGAAGGCCUGUAGAUCAACCACAUGAAGGAAUGUGCUCCAACUUCUGGUGGGGUGGAAUUUCUAAAGUUCACUUUUACACCUGCUGUAACAACCUGGAUGAAGGUCCUAAUCCCUAUUGCGAUGGUCGCACCUAUCACAGAGCAUCUAAUGGAUCCUACUGUAAACCUGGUGGGUUUGACGGCGGGAACGGUGAACAACAUGAAUCUUACCGUUGUGGAGGAUGUGAUGGACAGGCCCGGGUAGCUGAGAAAUGCGAGCCAUGGCCUUCACUGGAUGUUGUAGGAACAUGCUGGGUAUUCACUAAGUGCUUCACAGACUUCUGCGAAAAGCGGUACCGAGUGAAUGGGUUAAACCUUGCAGUAAGGGAUAGGCCAGGAAUGCCAGACACCUGCUACAACGGAAAGUGUGAUGUCGGAGAAACUACAGACAACUGCCCAGUCGACUGCUGCUACACGAAAAACAAACAGUGUACCUGGGGUAACAAAUGUACGCAGCUAUUUUGUGCCACCCCGUCUUGUGGGGUGGGGUGGAGUGGAGGUGAUGGUGUGUUUACAGCUGGGACAUAUGGCAUCAAGAUCCUGGCUGCCGCUGUGCUAGUGCUGGGUGUCUCCAUUGUUUAUUUUUUCAGAAGGAAGAGGCAAUACAAGCGGGCACAGUCACACAAUGUUUAAAACAGAUUUUCUCUUGAUGAAUGUUUGAUAAAUGUACGUUAAUAGAUUUUUAACAAUUUGUAAAUAUGUUGCUUUCAACAAUAACUUAAUAUUCACAACGAUCGCUUCGGUAACAUGAAGUGAUAUGUAACAUUCUUAGUAUUUUCUUCUUUGAGAAAUAUUUUAGAAGUUGUGAAGAUGAAGGAAAACUUCUUUGGACAGUCAACCUCUGUGUUUCGGUGUAGUUACUAACACCGUUAUUAAGGAAGUGAUAAAAAGAGUUGAAAGAAGGAGAAUAUAUACAUAGCUGCAUUGUGAGUAUAUACAAUUGACAAGGUAGAUGUCCAUUGUGAGUAUAUACAAUUGACAAGGUAGAUGUACAUUGUGAGUAUAUACAAUUGACAAGGUAGAUGUAGCAUUGUGAGUAUAUACAGUUGACAAGGUAGAUGUACAUUGUGAGUAUACAUAAUUGACAAGGUAGAUGUACAUUGUGAGUAUAUACAGUUGACAAGGUAGAUGUACAUUGUGAGUAUAUGCAAUUGACAAAGUAGAUGUACAUUGUGAGUAUAUACAGUUGACAAGGUAGAUGUACAUUGUGAGUAUACAUAAUUGACAAGGUAGAUGUACAUUGUGAGUAUAUACAGUUGACAAGGUAGAUGUACAUUGUGAGUAUAUACAAUUGACAAAGUAGAUGUACAUUGUGAGUAUAUACAGUUGACAAGGUAGAUGUACAUUGUGAGUAUAUAAAAUUGACAAGGUAGAUGUACAUUGGACAUCUAAUUAAUGAUUUGGGCAGAGUAGGUUGAAGUACACUGUGAUUGGUUGUGAUUAGAGGUUGAGUUUAUACAA
This is a messenger RNA of Haliotis rubra (blacklip abalone), 1831 nucleotides long. RefSeq lists its product as uncharacterized. Bases 257 to 1003 code for a protein of 248 amino acids. The transcript is spliced from 3 exons. NCBI's taxonomy places the organism in Eukaryota, Metazoa, Mollusca, Gastropoda, Lepetellida, Haliotidae. The record is from RefSeq and is a predicted model, not a curated record.